This is a messenger RNA of Callorhinchus milii (elephant shark), 3294 nucleotides long. Its product is annotated as protein FAM184B. NCBI's taxonomy places the organism in Eukaryota, Metazoa, Chordata, Chondrichthyes, Chimaeriformes, Callorhinchidae. The record is from RefSeq and is a predicted model, not a curated record.
CAUCCGCGAGACCGACCUGGACAGCAAAAUCCUCGCAGACCCAUCCGAGGGCUUUCGAGAGGAGCCGCUGUGUGUUCCCCGAGGAUUUUUCGGAUCGUUUUGCACCGGGAGCUGCGAGCCAUGGCGACUGGGAGCAAGUGGACGGACCAGGGGAGCUUCGGGGGCCAAUGCAACGGGUCCAAAACCCCUCACUCGGACCCAGUGCUGCAAUACAACUACGAGAUGCACGUGAAAAUGAGUAAGAAGAUCGCGCAGUUAACGAAGGUUGUGUAUGCACUCAAUACCAAAAGUGAUGAGCAUGAGGCUUCCCUACAGGCUCUUAAGGAAGCUCACCAGGAGGAGAUCCAGAAAAUUUUUUCUGAAACAAGAGGAAAGAUUUUACAAUACAAGAGCAGAAUGGGAGAAGAGAUGGACAUGCGGCAUCAGAUCCAGAGCCUCGAAGAGGCCCUGGAGAAGCACAAGAAACUCAAAGACGACAUCUUGACUAAUUUUGAGAUGUACAAACAGCAGGUUGAGGAGCGGGAAAAGAACAUGGAGCGAGACCACGCGGAGAAAAUCAUGGCUCUAUCCAGGGAGAUGUUUGACAUCAAGAAGGAGUUUGAGAACAACUUGCAGCACUUCAUGGAAAUACAGCGCAGGUUAGAACAGGAUAAGCAGUCAGCAAUAACAGAGAUUGUUAAAAUAAACCAAGAGUCAGAGAGCCUGCAGGAAAAAUGUAAGGCACUAAGGGGCAGUUUCGACGAAAGGUAUAAAUUGGAAGAAAAGCACAAAAUGGAAAUUCUGGAUUUAAAUCAAGAGAUGGAAUGCCUCAAAUCCGAGAAAAAGAAACUAACAAUGGAUUUUGAGAAAAAAGUGAAUAAGCUACAGUCUUCUCAUCAAAAAGAGCUGGAAGCUCUGAAAAAAGCUCUGCAGCAGUCAGUGACCGAGACGCUGAAACAAUGGCAAAUUGAACAGAAAAAGAACCUCCACACACAAGAGACGACCUUACAGAUAAAACUGCAGAAACUGGAGAAUGACCUUGAUGCUAAAGGCCAGAAGAUGAAGGAAUCCAGAAACCAGUGUCAGAGACUGCAGGAGCUGCUCAACACUGCGGAGCUCAGAGUACAGGAUCUGGAAAAACAGCUUCAAAAGACAGAGAAGAAAUCUGCAACAUCAAACACAAACCUGAAAAGGAUGGAUGAUGAAAUACAAGUCUUGAAAGAGAAGCUUUUGGAACAAGAGGCUGAAAUACUGCAUAAAGCAGAUGAAAUAAAGGCUCUCUCCACUUCUGAACAAAAGGCUUUGGCAGGGGUGGAGGAGUUAAAGAAUCGGCUAUCAGAAAUACGGCAGCAGUUAUCAGUCAGGGACCAGAAGCGAAAUAAAGAUGACGAGCCUGAACACAGCCAGCAGCUGAAGCAGGUGAUUGAGAUUCUUACUCGCGAGAAAGAAGAGCAUCAGAAGAGGCAUGAGGAGGACCUGAAAAAGCUGAAACGAAUGGCUGAGGAGGAGAAGAUUCGUUUGAAAGAGCAGCUGAUGAAAGGGCUGGAAGAGCUGGUGAAGAAGCACACCGCGGAAAUCAAAGCUGUUCAAACCUCGAUGGAAAUGGAAAGAAAAAGGCUGCAGCAGGAACUUCAGAAUCAGUUGGAUGAAAUCAAAAUCAAGGUUGAGAAUGAGCGAAAGCAGCUAGAGAAAGAAAAGGAGGCCCUUUUUAAUAGACUUCAGGACUCUUUUGAGGAGAUUUCUAAGAUGGAAACCCUGGUGAAUAAGAGCGAGAAAGGCAUAGACCAGGUGGAUACUAACACUACCCACACACGAGAGAACCACAAGAGGCUAUUGCAGGAGCAGGAGCAAGCACACUGUCAGAUCCUAGAGCUACAGGAGAAACUGAAAAAGCAGAAUGAGCAGCAUGAAGCUCUGGUGUCUGCUUUACACAAGGAGCAAGAAAAAAUGAGAGAUCAACUCUCGCAUCAGUUGGACAAGAAAUGGAAAGAAAAAGUACGAUUUGACUGUGACAAGCUGCGAGAUCGGCUGAAAAAAGAAUACACAGCCGAGAAAGAGUCUGCUCUGGCUCACUUGCAGCAGGAGAAAGAGAGAGAAAUGAAGGUCUUACAGGAAAAGUGGCAAAACACAGUAGUGGCACUCGAAACAGAGCUCAUGGACAUCAAGAAGAACUUAGAACAACAAAUUAAAACAUCUCAAGAUGUUUUGCAGCUUCUUCAAACCCAAGUUGAUGAUGAGAAAGAAAAGAUGCAGCAGGAACUUUGGGAGGUUACGGGUCAAAACGAGGAGCUUAAAGUGGAGCUCGCAAACUUGCAACAACAGAUACUGGAGAAUGUUGAGAGAAGGAAACAACAGGAAGUUAUGGAGGAAAAUUACCAGAAUCAGCUAAAAGUCCUAAAAGAAGAUCUGUCAAAAUCCAGAGAAGUGUCUGAGCUGCAGAAAGAGAAAGUGAUUCUUCAGGACUCCACAUCGCAGCUCAGUGCAGAGCUUGAGUUAAAGAUUCAAGAGGCUGUGCAGCACAGCAACAGAGAAGAGCAACGACGCAGGUCACUGGAAGAGGAAUUUAAGGCCAAACAUGAAAAGGAAAUGAACUUCCUACAACAGAAUCAUCUGAAAGAAAUCCAAGGCAUUGUGUCAGAUUUCAGCAGCUCCCAGACCCGUCUCCAAGCAAAGAUAGUUUCCUUGGAAACAGAACAAAAAGAGAUGGAAGAAAAAUUCAGGAAGCGUGAGUCCAAAUCAGAAGGCAUACAGCACAUAAGCAAACUUCAGGAUACGCUGUAUGAUCGUGACCAGACUAUUAAAAGACUUCUGGAUGAGAGAAGGUUUCAUCAGAUGGCCAUGGCAAACAGCGAAAAUAACAUCAGUAGGUCUUUUGCCCGGAGUCCGUAUGCUGGAAGCUUCACACCUACCAUGAAGAAAAAGAAAACAGAAGACGUGCCAGUGCGGGUGGUCAGUGUUCCAAACCUGAGCUCAUACGAGAAAAGCUUUCUAAGCUUUGAGUCAAGUUCAACCAAUAGGUUUCCUCCAAUGACUAAGUCUCCAAGCCUGGACCAAAGUCUCAGUAGUACAUCGAGGCCGUUCCUUCAGCCUUUCCGGUCCAGCAAUCAAAAUCAGUCCAAAGCACCACAAAUGAGGAAAGAAUUGACAGCCAAGGAAGUAAAGGACAAGAUCUUGAACAGCAGGAAUGGUUCACUAAAUAUUUUUCAUUCUAAGAAUGAGCUGUGUGUAGAUUUUGUGAUAUUUGACCUCUGUUCAGUGUAUUAAAGUAGUAUUUAUUUCCAUUUUGUAAGUUAUGUUCUCACUUUUUUGUUAUUU